Molecule: messenger RNA, 1482 nt
Organism: Saprolegnia parasitica CBS 223.65
Lineage: Eukaryota; Oomycota; Saprolegniomycetes; Saprolegniales; Saprolegniaceae
Exons: 2
Coding region: 1-1482 (493 amino acids)
Biological process (GO): sodium-dependent phosphate transport
Cellular component (GO): membrane
Molecular function (GO): sodium:phosphate symporter activity
Source: RefSeq, a predicted model, not a curated record
AUGGUCGCUGCCAAGGAAAGUGAGCCGGCCAACGUCGUCAUGACGCCUGGCGUCGCCGGCCGGUCGCCCAACGCCGCCGAGUACACGGACGCCGACGACGAGAUCCGCCUCGAAGAAGAAGACAAGACGUUUGCGAACCUGCCGUGGUACAUGAAGCUGCUCUGGGGCACCUUUUACUUUGUCCUGGCCAUGAGCUCGCUCUACUUUUUCAUGGUCGCCGUCAAGUGGAUCGGCGAGUCGUUCUCGCUCCUCCUCGGCUGCGAGGCCAAGUCGGCGUUUGCGUUCGCCGACAACCCGAUCGCGGGCCUCAUGGUCGGCGUCGUCUCGACCGCCAUUCUGCACUCGUCCGGCACGGUCACGUCCAUCACGGUCGCCCUCGUGGGUGCCAAGGGCCUCACGGUGCGCCAGGGCGUCCCGAUCAUCAUGGGCGCCAACGUCGGCACGUGCGUGACGUGCAUCAUGGUGGCGUUCGCGCAGAUGGGCAAGCGCGACCAGUUUGAGCGCGCGAUGGCGGCCGCGACCGUCCACGACAUGUACAACAUCUGGUCGGUCAUUGUCCUCUUCCCGAUCGAGCUGCUCUUCCACCCGCUUGAGCUCCUCUCCAUGUCCAUGUCGGGCGGCAAAGCCAACGCGUACUUUGAGUCGCCCGUCGAUCUCAUUGUCAACCCGCUCUCGCAGCAGCUCAUCCGUGUCGACAAGAGCAUGAUUGAAAAGGUCUCGCUCGGCAAGGUGUCGUGCGAGAAGGCCAAGUUUCUCAAGGGCGGCGCGUUCCUCGACUCGUACAAGUCCGGCUCGAUGAGCGGCGGCGCCAUCGGUGGCAUCUGCCUCGCGAUCGGCUUUACGCUCCUCGUCCUCUCGCUCGUCUCGCUCGCGCUCGACUUUAACGGCUACGUCAACAUCUUCCUCGGCACGCUCAUCACGUUCUGCGUGCACUCGUCGACGGUGGUCACCUCGACCUUGACGCCGAUGGCCGGCCUCGGGCUCAUCACGCUCGAGCAGGUCUACCCGAUCGUGAUUGGCGCCAACCUCGGCACGACGGUCACGGCGCUGCUCGCGUCGUGGGUCACCGGGUCGCCGGACGCGGUCGCGAUUGCCCUCGUGCACUUUUGGUUCAACAUCUGGGGCAUCUUCCUCUUCUACCCGAUCCCGAUCACGCGCAAGCCGAUUCUCGACUGGGCGCGCCGCCUCGCGUUCUACAGCGCGCGCUGGCCGAUGGUCGCGGGUCUCUUUUUGUUGUUGCUCUUUUUGAUCGUGCCGGGCAUCGCGCUCGCCUUGACGUACCUCUUCAAGGCCGGCACGGUCGGCCUCGUCUUUGGCAUCAUCAUCGUCGCCGGCGUCGUCUUGAGUAUUGCGGGCUUUUACUUUUGGUACCUCAAGAAGGGCGGUCGCGAAGUGUGGCACGCCUUCUUGGAGCGCAAGGGCGAGGCCCACGCCGCCAAGCACGCGCACGCGCACCCGGCGGCCGACAAGCCGCUCGUUUAA